Messenger RNA from Cuscuta campestris, 630 nucleotides. NCBI's taxonomy places the organism in Eukaryota, Viridiplantae, Streptophyta, Magnoliopsida, Solanales, Convolvulaceae. The record is from the annotation of a GenBank genome assembly.
AAAUCGGAGCUAGAUAAUCUGCCCAAUUGAAAACCCUAAUCAUCUUCCCAACUUCAAUCUCACUCUCUGCAAAAAUGUCGGGCCGUGGAAAGGGAGGCAAAGGCCUGGGAAAGGGGGGCGCCAAGCGUCACCGGAAAGUUCUCCGGGACAACAUCCAGGGCAUCACCAAGCCGGCCAUCCGCCGUCUGGCUCGCAGAGGCGGCGUGAAGCGGAUCUCCGGCCUCAUCUACGAGGAGACCAGAGGCGUUCUGAAGAUCUUCCUCGAGAAUGUGAUCAGAGAUGCGGUGACCUACACGGAGCACGCCCGGAGGAAGACUGUUACGGCGAUGGACGUCGUCUAUGCGCUCAAGAGGCAGGGAAGGACUCUGUACGGCUUCGGCGGCUAGAAAUUAUAUUGAUUCCGUUCAGUGUUUCUUCUCCAUUGGAGAAUUCUUCGUCUAGAUCCUCUGUUUUUGUUAUUCUACUGCUCAUUGUGAACUCAGAACAUGUGUAAUGGUAACUAUUUGGAUAUUCGAAGUGUUUUUUCUUUCUUUUGCAUUUUUUUCUGCUGAUGAUUUCUUCAAUUAUUGAAAUAAUUAGAAGCAAAUAAUUGAAAUUGAGAUUCACAUAUAAUCAAGUAUUGUUAUUUGU